Messenger RNA from Platichthys flesus (European flounder), 3935 nucleotides. Its product is annotated as von Willebrand factor A domain-containing protein 5A-like. Bases 323 to 2659 code for a protein of 778 amino acids. The record is from RefSeq and is a predicted model, not a curated record. Lineage: Eukaryota; Metazoa; Chordata; Actinopteri; Pleuronectiformes; Pleuronectidae. The transcript is spliced from 20 exons.
ACUGACUGGUCUGUCCUGAUAAGGCACAGACAUAGCAUUCUCAUACUGGGCUUGUGCAACAGAGCUCACAUAUCAACCUCAAGCUCCGCCCGUCCUGUUCUCUCUACCGAUAAAAUCGAACAAACUAGCAGGCGUGACGGGAACUUUUCUCGCAGUGUUUACAGGACAGGCUCUUCCACGUUUCACCCUGUUGUGUCUGCACCAGGUCUGCACAUCUAACAACAACCUGCAGUAACAGCGUCCCACAGAGAUAGAGACUGAUGCGGUGCGUUCAUGUUUCUGUGACUGCGCCACCUAACGUAACCAAACUGGACAAGGUAAAAUGGAAUGCUGUGGACUACUUACUGCCCAGAAGGAACCAGUUCCCCUGAAGAGCAUUGAGGUGGAGCUGGAGGUGAGGGACCAUGUGGCGACAGUGGUCUCCACUCUGAACUACGAGAACAAGGAGGACAAACCUCUGGAGGCUGUUUUCGUCUUCCCUCUGCCUGGAGACGCUGCUGUCUGUCACUUCAGUGCUCAGAUUGGACAGACAAAGAUUGUAGCUGAGGUGAAGGAGAAACAGAAGGCUCGUGAGGAUUAUGAUGAUGCGCUGAGCUCCGGUCAGCAGGCCUUCCUGUUUGAGGAGAGCGAGCAGAGUCCAGAUAUAUUCACUCUGAGUGUGGGCAGUCUGCCUCCAGGAGAGAGCGCCUCCGUCAGGCUGGAGUACGUCACUGAGCUGGCUGUGCAGGCGGAUGACGGGCUGAGGUUUUGUCUGCCUGCUGUGCUCAACCCUCGCUACGAACCUCAGGGUUCUGAAGGUGCUGGUGUGCAGGUGACCUCUGUUCCAGCCUCUCUGGUUCCCUACAGUCUGUCGUUUUCUGUCCGAGUGUCAUCUCCUCGUCCAAUCUCCAAAGUCGAGUCCAGCUGCUCUCUGGAGCCUCUCCAGUACGUCAACACAGAGCAGACCCAGGCCACUGUCAAGUUGGCUGCAGGACACAAGUUUGACAGAGAUGUUGAGCUGCUGAUUUAUUACAGAGAUGCUCACAAGCCCACUGCUGUGGUGGAGGCAGGACAGCCGUCUGCCAAACCAGGGAGUCUGAUGGGCGAUCCAGUCCUGAUGCUGAGCCUGUACCCUGAGUUCCCCCAGUCUGUGAUGUCUUCUCUUGCCUCACGUGGAGAGUUUGUGCUCCUACUGGAUCGAUCUGGGAGUAUGGAUUGUCCAACGAGUAAUGACAAGCAGCAAGAAACUCGAAUUGCCAGUGCCAGGGAUACUCUACUGCUCCUGUUGAAGAGCUUGCCAAUGGGUUGCUACUUCAACAUCUACAGUUUCGGCUCCAGCUUUGAACACAUCUUCCCAAAGAGUGUGGAGUACAGUGAGAAGAACUUAGAAGAGGCUCUGAAGAAAGUCGAAGCGAUGCAGGCGAAUCUGGGAGGAACAGAGAUCCUUGAACCCAUCAAACACAUUUACAGCCAGCCCUGCAUUCCUAAUCAACCUAGACAACUUUUUGUCUUCACUGACGGAGAAGUUUUCAACACGAAAGAAGUGAUUGAUCUGGUGAAGAAGUAUUCAGGUUCCCACAGGUGUUUCUCUUUUGGGAUCGGGGAUGGGGCCAGCUCUGCUCUUAUCAAUGGGUUGGCCAAGGAAGGAGGAGGUCACGCUCAGUUCAUCACAGGGGCUGAUAGGAUGCAACCUAAAGUGAUGCAGUCUCUGAGAUUUGCUCUCCAGCCAGCAGUGGAGGACAUCUCAGUCACGUGGGAUUUACCAAAGGGAGUGUCUGUCACUGUUCUCUCCCCAACAAUCACAACCAUUUUCCAGGGUCAGCGCUCACUGAUUUAUGCGCAGCUCAGUGGACAGAGUUCAAAGGCAGCAGAGGGCGGUGUGACGGUGAAGUACAGCCUGGCAGGUUGUCCCUCUGAGAACAAGCUAGACUUCUCUCUCAAACCUGCUGAGGACACUGGAUUAACAGUCCACCGGCUAGGUGCUCGAUGUCUGAUUCGUUCCCUGGAGAUGGAAGAAAGAGAUGGCGAGGGACAGCAUGAUGAGGGGGUGAAGGGGAAGGUGGUGGAGCUCAGUGUCCAAUCAGGAGUGAGCAGUUCCUUCACAGCCUUCAUUGCUGUCAACAAAGGCAACUAUGAGCCGAUUCAAGGACCUCUGAUGCGCAGAGCUAUACCAACACCACGGAUGUAUUCGAUGGCACCCAUGGCCAUGAGUUGCUGUUUAAUGUCUGCACCUGCUUAUAUGUCCUUUGACUGUGGCCAGACUCUCCAAAGUGCAGAGUUCGAAGAAUGUGGUGACAUCUGCCUUGACGAAGACUUCAAUGACGAAGUCACUGAACCAAAACAGCAGCCACCCAGAGACCCUUUGCUGCAGCUGGUCUCCCUGCAGAAGGCGUCUGGCUGCUGGGUGCUUGAUCCGGCUCUGGCUGCUGCUGUGGGAAAGACCAGCGAGGAGGUGGAGAACACAAAGCCUUCAGCUGUGAACCAGGAAGUGUGGGCCACCAUUCUGGCUUUGAUCUGGCUUCAUGGAUUUAAGAUGGAUGCUCAGGAAGAGUGGGAGCUUCUGGCUAUGAAGGCUGUGUCCUGGCUCCGUGCUCAGAACGCACCAAGUGUGGCAGAGUGUGUGGUAGCUGCAAACACACUAUUGGGUUUCAGUGUGCAGACAGACGUCCUGGGGCUCUGAGGAUUUCAUUAAACUGCCUUCCUUUUCUUCUUCUGGAUUAAAAGCAAUGACCAUAGACAUAUACUGUAUACGUAGAGGCCGCAUUGGCCAACUGGCUCAUACCAGCGUCGCGACCAUUUUGGACUGGGAAAGAUUGGCCUGUAAACACACGAAUGUAAGGGGGAUAUCCAUUUGUUGAUAUAAAAAUUACUUUUACAUUUUAAUUUCAACUGAUGUCAACAAUUUGUUUUCAAGGGUUUGUGAUCUACGUGGGUUUUGUCUCCAGUUAUUUAGAAUCAAUAGUUUGACUUGUAGUAUAGGCAAGAAUCAAUAUUUAUUUGAAUAUGGACUAAAAUCUUGGGUUGAAUGUAAAUGUUUUGGUUCCUUUUCUUCUUAAAAAUAUUGGAUGAAAAUCAGCAUAUACCUACCUACCACUUCCACAGAUGUCUGUCUGUCUAUCUGACUGUCUGUCUGAGGGAUGCAUAUCUCUAGAACCGUUCAUCUCAUCGGCUUCCCUCAUCUAUGUCAGCGGACAGCAGCAGUUUCAAUUUCCCUCCAAACAGAUCAUUUUGAUAAUUUGAUAAUUACUUUUUCACAAUAUUGGACUGACACAGAUGUUCCCGGGUGUUGUUGGUGCUGAUCUCCAGUUGGGCAACAACAUUCAUUUUCAUAGAGACACUUUCUUUUCAGUUAUUUUUCUACAAAGUCAAGGUUUGAUUAAUUGCAGCAAUGCUUUAUAUCCAUUGAAACAACAGAGCUUUAGUUUUGAAAAUGUCAGUAAUUCACAUUAUAUUAAAUUUAACGUGGACACACUCCUCUCUGUCUAGCAGUGAUGCUAUCCGAACAAUUGACAUUUUAAUCGAGAAUUUUUUGUUUAUUUUCCACGUAGAUCACAAAACUCAUCAAUACAAAAAGCAGCUCAUUGAAAUCAGCUGGAAUUUCAACCUUAUUGUGUUUUUUUCCCAGACAGACUGCGGCUGGUAUGUGUUAACAGCGCAGUCUUGCCUGGUCCAAUAUGGCGGACGCAUUGACAUAUAAAAGCAGCAGGCAAAAGUGCAUUUCAAAUGUAUAUGUCCACAUAAUCAUGACUGGUAUAAAGGUAUAUUUAUAACCUUUACAUUGUACAUCAUUUUUUGCACUAUCCACUUCAGUUAUAGUGUGUGCUUAAUUGUAUUCACACUAUGCUUCAUCUGAUCCGAAUUGACCAUUUAACAAAACAAAGAAUUGUUCAUCUGUCCUUUUUUUAAAUCAGAAACUCUCAUACUGUAUUAUUAAAGUUGAAUCUCACGGCCUGAAA